This is a messenger RNA of Octodon degus (degu), 3509 nucleotides long. It is a transcript of the gene Crkl, whose product is annotated as CRK like proto-oncogene, adaptor protein. Gene Ontology annotation, molecular function: protein binding. The transcript has 4 exons. NCBI's taxonomy places the organism in Eukaryota, Metazoa, Chordata, Mammalia, Rodentia, Octodontidae. Gene Ontology annotation, biological process: positive regulation of ERK1 and ERK2 cascade. Bases 502 to 1461 code for a protein of 319 amino acids. The record is from RefSeq and is a predicted model, not a curated record.
ACCGAAAGCGCUGAGCGGAGGGGGAGGUGGCCAGCAGCUUGUCCCGCGUCCGCCAUUUUGUUGCUGUGGCUAUUGGGAACCGGCUGAGCAAAAUCGCCCCGGAGGCACGACGCUCCUUGGAGGCUGGAGCUUCGUGUGACAGAGGGAUCGGUGCAGAUCCGUUGGGCUGAGGAGCCAUCAUUUUUCAGCCCGGAAGUCACUGGAGCUACACCAAUACGCCAGGCAGCCUGAGAUCCCCGGGGCGGCCUCUGCUGCAGCUCGCUUCUCCCGCUGAGACCCUUGGGCUCUGCCCCGCAUUUCCUGGGCCGGCUGUCCCGAGAGGCAGCCCUUGAGCAGGCGCGCGGCGGCGGAGGAUGCUGCAGGCCGGGAGCCCAGUGGGAGGUGUUGGUCCAUCCCGCUAAGCGCGCCUCGAGGUGUGCCUAGAGGCCCUAUCGCAGCCCCAAAGCACCCCGCCAAGGCUUCCAGAACGGGCGAAAGCAGCCACCGCCCGGACCCGUUACCAUGUCCUCCGCCAGGUUCGACUCCUCGGACCGCUCCGCCUGGUACAUGGGGCCGGUGUCUCGCCAGGAGGCGCAGACCCGGCUCCAAGGCCAGCGCCAUGGUAUGUUCCUGGUCCGCGAUUCCUCCACCUGCCCGGGGGACUACGUGCUGUCGGUGUCAGAGAAUUCACGAGUCUCCCACUACAUCAUCAACUCCCUGCCCAACCGCCGUUUUAAGAUCGGAGACCAGGAAUUUGAUCAUUUGCCGGCCUUGCUAGAGUUCUACAAGAUUCACUACCUGGACACCACCACCCUAAUCGAGCCAGCGCCCAGGUAUCCGAGUCCACCCAUGGGAUCAGUCUCAGCACCCAACUUGCCUACAGCAGAAGAAAAUCUGGAAUAUGUACGAACUCUGUAUGAUUUUCCUGGGAAUGAUGCUGAAGACCUGCCCUUUAAGAAGGGUGAGAUCCUAGUGAUAAUAGAGAAACCUGAAGAACAGUGGUGGAGUGCCCGGAACAAGGAUGGCCGGGUUGGAAUGAUUCCUGUCCCUUAUGUUGAAAAGCUUGUGAGAUCCUCGCCACAUGGAAAGCAUGGCAAUAGGAAUUCCAACAGUUACGGCAUCCCAGAACCUGCUCAUGCAUAUGCUCAACCUCAGACCACAACUCCUCUACCUGCAGUUUCCAGUACUCCUGGGGCAGCGAUCAACCCUUUGCCCUCUACACAGAAUGGACCUGUCUUUGCAAAAGCAAUCCAGAAAAGAGUACCCUGUGCUUAUGACAAGACUGCCUUGGCAUUAGAGGUUGGCGACAUAGUAAAAGUCACCAGGAUGAAUAUAAAUGGCCAGUGGGAAGGCGAGAAGCCCUCCCCAGUUGUCCUCAAGCUGCCAGAGAAAGAUGGUGCUGUUUAUGCUGGUUCCAUGUUCCCAAGCAAAGGAAAUGCAAGCUCAGAAAACUGGUUAGUACACUUGAGAUCUAGUGAAUAGGAAGAGCCCUUAACCAAUUUACCAUUAACCACUUACCAAUUUGUUUAAUGUGAAAACAUUUUUCUCUUAGCUAAAAGAGGACUGUUUAUAUAAGCCAACUGGUACAAAUGUGUGACCAGUCCCUCAUCUGUACAUGGCAGACUAGAAUUCUGGAACCUUUGUAUAGUACAGUCUGUUUUCCCUUCUGGACAGCCCUCGGCUCAGAAUAAACACAACAGACCUGGAAAUGUAGCAACAACCUAGAAAUUAAUUCUAGCAUUUAUAAAGUGUCUACUGCAACAGUGGUCCUGUCUCUGGAGGUUUUGAGGUUUGAAGUGACACAUUCUGGUGGCAGCACCAGCAAAACAACCAUUUUUCUAUUUUUCAGUUUCCUUAUAACUCUAUAUUUUGUCAGGCUCAUAAUUGCCACUUUAAAGAAUCUUAAGAGCGUUCCUAUGGCAAAAUAAUGGUGAAUUUGAAAAACACCUCAGUUGCCUGUCUGUGGUUUUCUUAAAAAAGAUACAGAGCUCCAUGUUUCAUUUACCAAUGAAAAAUGUGGCCACCUCCUGUGCCGAAGCUAGUCCCUUGCGCUUGCUUUUUCUGCUAAGGUCUUGAGUGGGCUUGUGCUCAUUUAGGCUCAUCCUGACAUCUACAAGUGGUAGACUUGUGACAGAAUCCCCAUACUCUAUGUAGAAACAGUACAUGCCUUGUGGCAGUGACCUGGUCCUUGGUGCCCUGAUUGUUAUGGGUAUCUAGCAGGUGAAAUUCACAUCUUCUUCAAAGAGGGUGUGGUCCAUGAGGCCUUUAUAACCAGAUUGAGUUGAAGCACUUCGUGACACCUUUUGCAGCAGUUAGCUUACAGUACAAGCAGUAAAUGGCCAUUUUGGAAAGCAGAGUUUUCUUUUAACCAGAUCUGCUGAUCCAUCUCUUGUGGAGCACUUCAGAAUCAAAAUACCCAAUAAACCUAGAGUUUGGUUUCAUAAUGAAUUAUUUCAGCCCAUGUAAACAUCUCUAGGGCUGCCUGGGAGAUUCUGAGCUUGGAAUAACUUGAGCCUUGAGUUCUGAACUCUCAAAAUACGUGCCAAAAGUAGUUAUUUGACAUAGAACUUUUAUUAGUUUUUAAAUCAAGCAGAGAAAUUUCUCUUUUUCACACUAAAGAGGAAAGCAGUAUCCCUGCCUGGAUUUCAUUCUGGCUUCCUGCUAUUCUAGAGAGUCACACUUCAUUCAGCAGUGUGAAUUUGACCCAGGGAUAAGUUAUCUUUUAUGAUUAUUCGUUGUUGCCACUUGCUCUGCUCUACUGUCUUGUAGACGAUAUCUGGAUAUUAGAUUAACUCAUUGUGGUUCUUUUUACCUGGAGAUGACACAAAUUAUGUAUAGAGGGCAUUGAUACUCUUGAUUAAAAACUUGCUUGUCCUGGGAAGGACCUCCAUUACAGGAGUCUUUCUUGUCACUUCUGCGCUGCGUGGCACCACCUAAUGACAUGCUUAACAAAGAGGAUGCUUUGACCAGCUGCCAUUAGAUGACUUUGGUCACCCAGACUUGACACCUCAUAUGCUGAAGGGAAGGAGGGAAAGACUGCUGCCCCCGCUCGGAGCUUCACGCCCCUGGCCUUCCUUCACAGCUGUUUACAGACAAGGCAGGCCUGAGGUGAACGGCCAACUGCUCUUGUGACAUUCGCUCAGAGGAAUAUGAACUUUUUUUUUUUUUUUUUUUUUGAAAAGGGAUGAUGUGUUUUUGUGCCAGGUGUUUAUAAUUUAAUCCUUUAAUAUUAUGUUCAUUAACCUCUUAAAACGAGUGAAUUCUUGAUUGUUUUAACACAGUUCCUAAGACUAAAUGCUUUCUGUGGACACCACUGAGCUCUGCCUCAAACUCCACCCUCUGGGACUGGAGAGCCAUGUCUCCGCCGGUAACUGCUGUCAGUGUGAACACUGAGCUGUUUGUGUGUUAUAAAAGAAGUAGAAGAACAGUUCUCUGAAACAGGAUCGUUGUCCCUGCAGGAGGAACAGUGGCCUUGCUUCUAGACGGUCUUCACUGUGUGUUUUAAAACAACAACAAUGUAAAACUCUUUU